Periconia digitata is the source of this 2892-nucleotide messenger RNA. The record is from the annotation of a GenBank genome assembly. NCBI's taxonomy places the organism in Eukaryota, Fungi, Ascomycota, Dothideomycetes, Pleosporales, Periconiaceae.
UUUCUCGACUUUCCUCUUCUUCACCAAAUUCAUACACAAAUCACAAUGACUUCUUUCGAUUCAUACACAGACCGAGCCGCAAAGGCUCUGGCCGACAGCUUUGACCUAGUCAAGGACUACCAACACUUACAACUCACACCUCUGCACCUUGCAGUCUCACUCCUCAGCCCUCCACCGGACGAGACCAACAAAGUCGACCGGCCGCCGGAGCCACUCUUUCGCCAGGUAGUCAACCGCGCGAAUGGGGAUGUUCAGUUAUUUGAGCGCUCUCUCAAAAAGGCUCUGGUGAGGCUGCCGAGUCAAGAUCCACCGCCCGAGCGUUCCUCACCUUCACCUGCAAUGGCCAAGGUCUUGCGCUCCGCCGAAGACCUUGCCAAAACGCAAAAGGAUGCCUUUAUCGCAGUCGAACACUUGAUUCAAUGCGUCUGCCAGGAUGCUACCAUUCAAAAAUGUCUCGCCGAGUCCAACGUACCCAACACGAAGCUGAUUGAUACAUCCAUUCAGGCCAUUCGUGGCACAAAGCGGGUCGACUCAAAGACAGCCGACGCUGAAGAAGACAACGAAAACCUCAAGAAAUUCACUAUCGACAUGACGGCUAUGGCUCGGGAAGGAAAGAUUGACCCAGUCAUCGGUCGCGAGGAAGAAAUUCGACGAGUUGUUCGUAUCCUCUCCAGGCGAACCAAAAAUAACCCCGUCCUCAUUGGUGAACCGGGUGUAGGCAAAACCACUGUUGUCGAAGGUCUCGCACGCCGAAUCGUCGAUGCUGAUGUCCCUGCAAACCUCGCCGCCUGCAAGCUGCUUUCCCUGGACGUUGGUGCACUUGUUGCUGGCAGCAAGUACCGCGGAGAAUUCGAAGAGCGCAUGAAGGGCGUGCUGAAAGAGAUCGAGGAAUCCAAGGAGAUGAUAGUAUUGUUCGUGGACGAAAUCCAUCUGCUCAUGGGAGCCGGCUCUUCCGGGGAGGGUGGGAUGGACGCUGCCAACCUCCUCAAGCCGAUGCUUGCCCGUGGUCAGCUUCACUGUAUCGGUGCAACAACCCUUGGCGAAUACAGGAAAUACAUCGAAAAGGACCAGGCGUUCGAGCGACGUUUCCAGCAAGUUCUUGUCAAGGAGCCUUCCAUCCCGGAGACCAUUUCUAUUCUUCGUGGACUGAAGGAACGCUACGAGACACAUCACGGUGUUACCAUUAUGGAUGGCGCCAUCGUCUCGGCAGCUACCCUUGCCGCUCGAUACCUUACACAGCGUCGCCUGCCUGAUUCCGCAGUGGAUUUGAUCGAUGAGGCUGCUGCUGCCGUUCGCGUGACACGAGAGUCGCAGCCAGAAGCGCUCGAUAACAUGGAGCGUCGGGUCCGCCAACUCCAGAUCGAGAUUCAUGCUUUGAGCCGCGAAAAGGAUGAGGCAUCGCAGCAGCGGCUCAAGGAGGCCAAAGCCGAGACAGCAAACAUUCAAGAAGAACUUGCCCCGCUCCGCGAAAUGUACGAACGCGAAAAGGGUCGUAGCAAAGAGAUUCAAGAAGCAAAGAUCAAGCUCGAGAAUCUCAACACCAAACUCGCUGAAGCCGAACGUGUUCGCGAUAUCCAAACCGCUUCAGAUCUGGCUUACUACGCUAUUCCAGAUCUCAAGCAACGUAUCACCGAGCUGGAGAAAGAAAAGAAGAAAGCGGAUGCCGAGAUGUGGGCUCACGAAGCUGGCGGUGGCGAGGCCCUUUUGAGUGAUGCUGUUGGGCCCGAUCAGAUCAACGAGAUUGUUGCUCGCUGGACUGGCAUUCCCGUCACACGCCUCAAGACAACUGAGAAGGACAAACUUCUGCAAAUGGAGCGUCAUCUUAGCGAGAUCGUUGUUGGCCAGCGUGAGGCUGUUCAGGCAGUUUCGAAUGCGAUCCGACUCCAGCGAUCCGGUCUUGCAAACCCUAACCAGCCUCCUAGUUUCCUCUUCUGCGGUCCUUCUGGUACUGGUAAAACACUUCUCACCAAGGCGCUUGCGGAAUUCCUCUUCGACGACCCGAAAUCGAUGAUUCGCUUCGACAUGUCGGAGUAUCAGGAGCGACAUGCACUUAGCAGGAUGAUUGGUGCCCCGCCAGGUUAUGUCGGUCAUGAUGCUGGAGGUCAACUUACGGAAGCUCUUCGUCGUAAACCCUUCUCUAUCUUACUCUUCGACGAAGUUGAGAAGGCCGCUAAAGAAGUGUUGACCGUCCUCCUUCAGCUGAUGGAUGACGGUCGCAUCACCGAUGGCCAGGGCAGGAUCGUCGAUGCAAAGAACUGCAUUGUCGUCUUGACCUCUAACCUCGGCGCCGAAUACCUCUCGCGUCCCAAUGCUCCUGACGGAAAGAUUGACCCUACCACUCGCGAGAUGGUAAACAAUGCUCUACGCAACUACUUCCUGCCUGAGUUCCUCAACCGUAUCUCAUCCGUUGUCAUCUUCAACCGCUUGACCAAGAGGGAAAUUCGCAAGAUUGUCGAUGUUCGCAUGCUCGAGAUCCAGAAGCGUCUUACCUCCAACGGUCGCAAUGUGCGCAUCGAAAUGACAAACGAAGUUCGCGACUAUCUUGGCUCAGCUGGAUACUCGCCUGCAUACGGUGCUCGUCCUCUGGCAAGAUUAAUCGAGAAGGAGGUACUCAACCGCAUGGCUGUUAUGAUUUUACGAGGAAGUAUCAAGGACGGCGAGGCCGCCAGGGUGGUUCUCGAAGAUGGACACGUUCAAGUGUUGCCGAACCACUCAGACAGCGAGGAGGAUAGCGAGAUGUACGAUGAGAGCGAUGCUGCGGCGGAGCUGGAUGACGAUGAUGGAGGUAUGGAUCUCUACGACUAAAGAACUAGAGAUUGGAAAUGCUACCAGAUGAGCAUUGGCCAUUGCAUGGGUUUCUGCGCGUUCUGGCGUUAUCUGCAUACAACUUUG